This is a messenger RNA of Microtus ochrogaster (prairie vole), 3740 nucleotides long. It is a transcript of the gene Ppm1k, whose product is annotated as protein phosphatase, Mg2+/Mn2+ dependent 1K. Lineage: Eukaryota; Metazoa; Chordata; Mammalia; Rodentia; Cricetidae. The record is from RefSeq and is a predicted model, not a curated record. Gene Ontology annotation, molecular function: cation binding; protein serine/threonine phosphatase activity. Gene Ontology annotation, biological process: protein dephosphorylation.
CCAUUUGGCCAGCGGCUGAAAAAUUUUUCGAGCAUUUCCAGAGAGGAGAUUGUGGCCUCCCUAAUUGCUAGCUCAGGAUAUUCACAUCAACAAGAGAAGUCAGCCUUAUUUAUCAGCCUUCUCUUUACUUCCAUUAGCUAGUUGAGAAAUUUACAGACACAACCAUCACAAGGUGCAUCAGUUUUCUUCAAGGAAUUCUGCUAUUGCUCUGUCUUUCCCUGUGACUGAGGCCUUUGGCAUUGCAGUAUGCUAUCGGCGGCCUUAAUUACUUUGGCCAGAAGUGGCGGGAACCAGGUGAAGAAGAGAGUGUUGCUAAGCUCCGUCUUCCUGCAGGACAACAGGCAGGUGACUCCUGCCUGCUACAGCUCCACCACCGAGCCCAGGUGUUCUCGAUUUGACCCCGAUGGAAGCGGGCAGCCAGCCACUUGGGACAACUUUGGGAUCUGGGAUAACCGCAUCGAUGAGCCAAUUCUGCUGCCACCUAGCAUCAAGUAUGGCAAGCCAAUCCCCAAAAUUAGCCUGGAGAACGUGGGCAGUGCCUCCCUCAUUGGCAAACGGAAAGAAAAUGAAGAUCGGUUUGGGUUCGCACAGCUGACAGAGGAGGUGCUGUACUUUGCAGUAUACGACGGGCACGGGGGACCGGCAGCUGCUGACUUCUGUCACACGCACAUGGAAAAAUGUGUGACGGAUCUGCUUCCUCGGGAGAAAGACUUGGAAACAGUCCUGACCAUGGCCUUUCUAGAAAUUGAUAAAGCCUUUUCCAGUUAUGCCCACCUGUCUGCUGAUGCAAGCCUCCUGACCUCUGGGACUACUGCCACGGUAGCCUUGUUGCGAGAUGGUAUUGAACUGGUGGUAGCCAGUGUUGGAGACAGCCGGGCUCUUUUGUGUAGAAAAGGAAAACCCAUGAAGCUGACCACUGACCAUACCCCAGAAAGAAAGGAUGAGAAAGAAAGGAUCAAGAAAUGUGGUGGGUUUGUGUCUUGGAAUAGCUUGGGACAGCCCCAUGUAAACGGCAGACUCGCAAUGACGAGGAGUAUUGGAGAUUUGGAUCUUAAACCCAGUGGCGUAAUCGCAGAGCCCGAGACAACCAGGAUUAAGCUCUCCCAUGCGGAGGACAGCUUCCUGGUCCUCAGCACAGAUGGGAUUAACUUCAUGGUGAAUAGUCAAGAGAUCUGUGACUUUGUCAACCAGUGCCAUGAUCCUAAUGAAGCAGCCCACGCGGUGACUGAACAGGCUCUACAGUAUGGUACCGAAGACAACAGCACUGCAAUCGUGGUGCCCUUCGGUGCCUGGGGAAAAUACAAGAACUCUGAGAUAAACUUCUCAUUCAGCAGAAGCUUUGCCUCCAGUGGGCGAUGGGCCUGAUCGCCAGCCUGGACUCAGGGUUCCUCUGCUGCAGGUGUCAGCGGGCAUAGCAAGAAACUGGUAAUACUCAGAAGGCCACCUGUCCCUGUGUGUCCCUGUGAACUGAUAGAUCCCAAUGCAGUGUAAGCUUACCAGCCAUGGGCACGGUCGUGUUUUCAUAAACCCUCAUUACUAUGUGCAACUGUACAUGCUCAGCGUAAGCACCGUGACAAAGCUGUGAAGCCAUUGUGAGUCUCCGCGCUGAGUGGGAGAGGAAGUGGUUUGGUACACUUGAUGAAUGGUGGUAAAUCUAUGUGCUUUGUUUUGUGAUGCGUCUGGGGCUUUCAUAUCUUUAAGAUUACCAAGCAGAUCUGGUUUCCUUUUAAUGAGUUCGUUCUUUAUUCAGUUGGACAGGUUUUUCUGAAUUUUGACAGCUAGUCAGUGCAUUAUCUUCAGUGUUUCUCUUUUCUUUCUCUCUGUUUAAAACAGUGCUCACUGUUUGGCCCUGCACUCCUUGGUUCAGUCAGUCUUCCUACUUCGGUUUCCUGGGUACCUGGGACUCCAGGAUGCUCCAACUUACAAGUGUCUUUUUUUGUUUGUUUAUUUUCACUUUGAAUGUUUUAGAGACAAACAAGCAUAGAUUUACUAAAGAAAAGCACUCCCAGGAGAUGCAGAAAUUCUAAGGGAGGAAUACCCACAAGUGUUAUUUUUUUAAUAAAUGUUCCAAGGAGUCAAAAUGAAAAACUUUUCUGUUACUGUAUCUUGUACUCUGGACCAUUUAUUAGUAAGCUUAACCCUGCAAACUUCUUCAGACAAAAGGCAGGACUAAAGUGUAUCCAGAUUUGUAAAUAGCCCUCUUGUCUAUUUGAACUCUUAUUAGCCCCUUCCCCAUCCAUUCCCAUUUUUCUGCAGUUAAAUGUGCCAUAUAGCUCCAACUGUUCCUUAAUGUCCCAAGGAAAAUGUACAGACUCCUUGAUCAAAACAUGUACAGGGAAACACAGACAGUGUUUCCGUUUGUUGAUGGUGUAUGUAAGUUUGUUGUUGUGUGUUUUGUAAACAGUAUGUUUGUAUCACUUUUUCCGCACAAAGUAAGCUAGUUGGGUCAUUUGUUAGUAAAGAUAAUGUUGCAGUGACUCAAACUGCUGUAGACAUAGCUUGAAGUUUAUGUCUCCAUUUUCCUCAUUUCCGAGAUUUAUGAGGAAGAAUAAAUCUUUUAGAAAGUGUAUUCGAACAUGUCACUUUGCUAGGUAAAUUAGGAAUGUAAGCCUACACUCCUUUUUACCUGCAUUAUAAAUUUGCUGUUAAACUGUGAAUCCCUAAAUGUGUGUUUGGAAUUAAUCUAUAGUUUAUUUUCACAAACUGUAAAUUUGGUAUAUGUGUGGUGCGUGUGUAAAUAUUUUGAAGUAAUAUAACAUUAAAGGGAACAGACUUAUGGAGCCUUUAUGAGUUAGCUUUAAAUUAUUGAUAUAUUUAUCCCGAAGGACACUCAGCAGAUUGAGUGGUUUUCUGUAGUAAACAAUCAGUGGUUAUUAUUAGAUAACCACUUGGAUUAAAAAUAUAUAUGGGGGCCAGAUGUGGUGGCCUUCACCUAUAAUCUCAGGACUUGGGGGGAGGAGGUAAGAGAAGGAGGAUGGUGACUGAGAUCAGCCUGGGGCUGCAUAGCAAGUUCCAGAGAAGCCUGAGCCACAGCUUGUCUCCCAAACCAAAAUAUCAACAACAAAUGGCUAUAAGAUGCAUUGUAUUAUGCAUAACUGAUGUGGAUAACCAAAGAACAGAAGCACCCAUAUUGUGUGGUAAUUUGAAUAUAAAAUUAUGGGAUAUGAAAAGAUUAGGUAAUGUUAAGGGUGACAUGGAAUUUUGAGGCAGAAACAAGAGAAAAAAUAAGGAAAUAUAUAUGCCUUCAAGUCUGGAGUGCUUUCUUCCUUUAAUUUUUGUUUUAAAUACCUAGUAGAAAGAAGAUGUCCCAAAAUAAAUUUUUCAUCUUCUUUUUUUUGGGAAAUGGAAAAAAAAUAUAUUUUCAUUUUACCUGCCUACCCUAUUGCGAACAGUCUCAAAAAAGAAUUUAAGGUCUUUUCAUGGAUGUUAGUCGGAAGGAGGAAAACAUUUGCCAGGCAUGUUAGUUUACAUGUGCCGUUCCAACGCGUAGGAGACUGUGGCAGAGGAAUCCUGGAUUUGCUAUGCGUUGUAUAACAAGACCCCGGCUCAGGAGACAAACAAAACCUACAGAAGGAGCAGAGUCUGUGUUCACUGUCUAAAAUGAAGAGGUGCAGGGAGACUAGCAGAGCUGAGACACUUUCUUGUUGAAUCAGGUGUUGGGACAGAAUUAUGGAAACAACUUUUAAGAGCAUUGAGAACUUGUAAGCUAAUGCGCACAUAAAAAUGACAGCAUUCUGUAC